AUGUCCUCUGGACCGAACACCCUCAAUUACGCUAUCUACGACGCAGCACAUUGGGAUGCGCCUCGCCCUCGCCUGGUUUACACCACCGAACUUCCCACCAACUUGAUGGGCGGAGCACUCGCAUAUCUUUUCCAACGUUUGAUGAAAGAUCAUCGCGGUCAAAACUGUGCAUGCUGUAAAGGUCGAACCAUACUCUUUAAAACAGCUUGGCGGGUGAAAUUACCUGUCGAUAAACUCGAGUUCCAUGCGCCAUAUCUACCAUGGCCUUUGGAACACGAUCCCUCAGCAGAUAUACGUCUGCUCGACCCUGCGGAAAAUGUCUCUGCGACAGACUUCAGGUUGAGUGAACCUGGUGUUAACAUACACAUUCUAUUCGAGACCACCUAUGAGCCCCUGCCACCCCGAAAUCUUCCUCAGAGUCAUACUCUCAAACGCAGCCACGAAGACACAGAAUCCAAUGAUCAUGAGCCUCCCGAUAUUAAUAGAGGGUCUAAUGGGAUCGCUGUUGUCGACUCAACCUUGAAAUUAUCUCCGAACAACAACGCUGAAUCCAGUCAUGAAGAUGUCCCGAUGGUCGGAGAUAAAUCGGAUGCACAAUCCAACAAGAUUCGGAAAAUUGAAGGAACCCCGCUCGUGGUACACGAGUUGGCGUCCCCGGCUGAUAGUGUUGCGCUACCUCAGCCUGACACAAUCUUCUUCUCACAACAAUCUCCACAGUCCCAUAUACCAUAUGUCAACAAAGCUCGUUAUCUGACCGCUCUCAACCGAGUACUUGCUUCCAUUCACUGCGGGCUCAUUAUCUCGCCACCUAAAACGGGCAAGAGCAAUGUCCUGGCAAUGCUCAACGUCUGGUAUGAUCUCCAUACGGACACUGAAGAGCUGGAGCGGCUGUUCUCUCCGCUCAUACCCCAGUUGUCCACAGAAAAAUUGACAGCAACGGCAAAAACAUAUCUCUGCUUGUCAUUCGAUUUCAACCGCAUUCAGAUAUCGUCCGCUUCCGAUGAGGAGACGAUCUGCUCAGAACUAGAUGGUUAUUGGCAUGAUGUCAUUAUGAACUUCGCCAACAAGUAUAGCUCUUCUUUACCUAACAAUACCGUGAAGGGUAUUAAGGAGCGGACGCCAGUACAAGCGGUCCAGUACUUGGCCGACCAACUGCACACUUCGGGAAAACGUCUCUUCGUAUCGAUCGACCAUGCUGAUGCACCACUUCUUUCUAUCAUCAAUGCAAUGGUGUCGCAGCCUGGGGCUGGUCAAUUAGAAGCAUCUCAAAGGGCUGAGGCUCAUAUCGCACACCUCGUACACGCACUGAUUGGUCUCUGCGGAACUCGAGGGAAAAUCCCGGGCUCCAAGAUGUUGAUUAAUAGUGUCUUGCCCAAGUCUUCGCUCAAGGGAUGGGACAAUGCGACCAACGUCACCGCUUAUAUGCAACUCGCUGGCCUGUAUGGCAUCACAGAAGACGAGACAGAGAAAAAUCUUCGCCCUCUUUCACACCAAUCAGAGUGCAACACUGAAUCCUUUCCAUCCAUCGCUGGGUCGUUCAAAAUUACCACCCAGUUCAACGUAGGAAACGUCCCCAGCGGUGCGAUGGGUCCCGCAUCUUCCCCUUUAAUCAAUUGGAUUGUGCUUCACUGCGUGCCCUUACUUCAGGACUCCAACCUGCGGUAUUCACGAUAUGUUCACCUGUCUCGUCGACAAAUAUCAUCUUACACACGCUCAAAAAGCUGGCUCACGGAUCUUUUCACCGAUGACGGACUGAUGUGGCGAAUCUUACUGUCUCAUGGAUACCUUCGAGUAAUUGACUACGGAGGGGUCCGCCCCGACUCGGACCCAGUCUGGAAACUCGCCAUAAGUUCUCCUCUCUUCGCCAUACAGCUGUUUAUCAACUGCCCUGUGGCAUCUCUCCUACAUCGCGACUCUCUCAUUGAUAUGCAGCUUCGAGCACUGUUAGGAGGAGACACAUUUCCGUUCACAGAGGCGUUGUCGACAGAGCUGUGCUUCCGCGCUUAUCGAACCUUGUGGUCAUUGUCCGAAGCCGCCUUCCAUAUGAUGGUGGAGGACCAUAUUCUCUUCCGAGAUCCCACCUACCGCAAGCACGUCUUCAGUGAGGUCCGGCAAGUCGCCGACUUGAAUACAGCAGACAAAAUAUCCGUUUCUGGUCGGCAUCUCGACAAGGAUACAAAGCACAAAACUCACUUCAAGUUUCUUGACAUCUUGCUGUGUGAUUUGGGCCGCCUAAACCGCAAUAGAGCCAUGGUCGUCGAGUUGAAAAGCUUUUGCACGCAGGGCUUUAUUAUGGGUGAUCUCAGGACGCCGUAUGUCCCUGGAGAGUUUAACGCUAAAUAUUCAAGCGACGAGGAAAUGAGCAAGGCUUGCAUAGAAAAAGCCCAGCAACUUGCAACGCUGUCAUACCACACACUUCUCCAGCAAAGCUAUGCCCGCUACAACCAGGACAGUAUGGGCUACGACUUCAAUAAUCUCGCUUACCUCGUCCGAGAAGCCGAAACUCAGCUCAGGACAUAUUGCACGCUGCUUGCCGCUGGUCAAGCAGGACCGUCUCGGGUCGGAGUGAGUGAUAGAAGAGUGGUGGUAGGAGACCUCGACACUGCCGAAGAGGUGAUUGGGAUUACUUUGUGUGCAGUUGGUUCUCGCGUCAUUUCAACCAUUCUCAAGCCGAUACCAACAAAGUUUAGUUACAAAGGGGUACCGCAAUCUAUCUUAAAAAUGGGAAUGUAA
Messenger RNA from Mycena indigotica, 2733 nucleotides. RefSeq lists its product as uncharacterized. NCBI's taxonomy places the organism in Eukaryota, Fungi, Basidiomycota, Agaricomycetes, Agaricales, Mycenaceae. The coding region runs from base 1 to 2733 and encodes 910 amino acids. The record is from RefSeq and is a predicted model, not a curated record. The transcript is spliced from 5 exons.